Messenger RNA from Caenorhabditis angaria, 1363 nucleotides. NCBI's taxonomy places the organism in Eukaryota, Metazoa, Nematoda, Chromadorea, Rhabditida, Rhabditidae. The record is from the annotation of a GenBank genome assembly.
AUGUCUGUUGAGCCGCAUGAUUUAGAGAUGAGUCUUAAUUAUUUCAUUCGAAAUGGUUUCGAGCUUCAUCCAUAUUUCUACAAUUGUACCGGUGUUGAUAGCUAUGCUUUAGGUGUUCCUCGUCCAUUCAUUGGAACAUAUUUUCUAACUGUCGGUAUAGUUCUCCUAAUGAUUUAUCUUCCAUGUCUCUUUGUAAUGGGAAGAAGUGACCUGAUGAAAUCGUCGUGUUACAAAAUAAUGUUUUAUUUGGGAAUUAUGGAUAUCUCAUGCAUAACUGUGAAUUCCGUAGCAACUGGUUGGCUCGCAAUUCAAGGCGCCACAUUUUGCUCAUAUCCCAAAUUCAUUUAUGUUAUGGGAGCAAUCGGAUGUGGAUUUUGGAUGGGUUCAUGUGCCACGUGUAUUCUUCUAGCUCUCAACCGAUGUUGUGAUAUUAAUCAAAAUUUUAAGAUUCGUAAAAUGUUUGUUGGAAAUAACAUCUACAUUGUGAUGCUUGUCCCGCUUUCUUACACUAUCUACUCAACAUUUUUCAUCAAACCAGUCGCAUUCAAUUCCAACUAUGUUAGUUGGUUUUUCAAUCCUUUCAUCCCUGGAAUGAAUGGUGAAUAUUACGUGAACAUUGCUCAUACCAUAAACAACUGUUGUGUUUCUCUAACAACUACAACACUUUACGUACUAUUGUGCUGCUCGUUGCUCCAUAAAAGUCGACAUUCUUCAUCAGAAGCUCUUUCGAAAACUCAACGACAAAUUUUCAUUCAAUCCAUCUUGAUUUGUUCAAUCAACGCUAUUGCUGCCUAUAUUUAUGUCUAUAUGCAAUUUAUUCCACCACCACCAUUUGUAGUACUUAUUGGACAACUUGCUUGGCAAUGUGCGCACGGUAAGUUCGAAUUCUACAUCAGCUCUAGAGAAGUUCAGUGUACAGUCAUUUCUUGAAUUCCGAGUAUUGGUAAAUUACACUUGAGGAUUUGAGAAUUUGGGUUUGACGCAGAAACAUUUGAAUUCUCAAAAUCGAAUCAAAUUUAAUAGAACUACAAAAAUGUACCCUAGGUGCGUUUCGUCCACGUAUAGUUUGAGAAAAUUAUUGUUUUUUUUAUUAAUUGAGAAAAAUAUACAAAAUGUUUCUCUCAUUUACCUCUCUUCACAACUGAUAAUGAUCGAAAACAAACACGUUCCAGGUUCGGUUUGCAUCGUCUACAUAACAAUGAAUCGUACAAUUCGUCGCGGUGUGUUUAAACUUUUCUGUCCCCAAAAUCUUCAAUCUCAUCUGAAUAUGAAAACCACCACUAUUACAACCGAAGUUAGACCGGUUUCAAAGGUAAUCACAAGUGUUGCGGCAACCGCAACUUCUAGCGAAGCUGUUUUCUAA